UGAAGAAGAAGAAGGUAAAGUGUCAUUUUUGUGCGAAAUUGAAUGGGAAUUGUGUGGUUUUGUGCAUUUUUGGGCGGAAAAAGCGUGGUAAAAGUGAAUUAAAGUGCAGCAAAAGGAACUCUCAGUGACCACACGCUCUGCCCUUACUCAAAUCAUUCCACCGCGGGGAAAAGUGGUGCGGAAAAGCGGCGUAAAGUAGUGGGAAAACAAUGGAAUGCUAGAAACGUGUUUUCUUCGCUUGAUUCCGUCAAACAAACGCCGAUUUUGAUGCUGACCACAAACUCACUGCAUUUCCACGCAAUUCCAGGAGGUUCACAACAAUAACACCAGCACCAAAAACAGUGGCAAGAAGAUGGAUUACGGGGCAACACAGAAUGGGCUAUCCAAUGGUGAAGGGCAGUACGGUGGGCAGGCACAGAAGGUGACACUGAGACGACGCUGCCGCAGUGAAUGUCACCAAUUUUCAGGUGGUGACGAUGCAACGGAUGUCCCGAAUAGCUAUCAAGUGAAGCAACAACAUAUGCUGGGGCAGGAGAUGAAGCACAAGGGCGGUGGGGCGAUGCGAAAUGGGUAUCGUGCAAAAUACAGCCCACCGCGUCACAUUGUGGCAUCGCGAAAAUUGCUGGCACACACAAAGGAUGCCCAAUCGCAGAAUGUGAUAAGAGAAUUGGAUGCCGAAAGUGAGGAUCACAUCAAAGAGAACAUAUCGCGGUACACGGGGAAGUGUAAGAAGGAUCACGAGCAGGGGGUGGAACAGAAAAUAGCCAGUGGGGAUUUGCAUAAGAGGCGCACGCGACCACGGAGUGAGUCAGAGCCACAUGAGAUCUACAAAUCCACAAAUGGAAUUGAUAAAAAUAGGAAUGAUGAUUUGUCCCUCAAGCGUUCACGCGAAGAGGAUUCCCCGCCAAUGCACUAUCAGCUGAAACUAUCAAAUGGCCAUCAUGCACCAACGGAAUUUCCGGAAGAGGAGAAAAGUUCUCCAGUUGUAACGCCGAGAAAGGCAAAUGGAAGUUGCCUUACCUACACAUCGGGUAAAGUGUCGUCUGUGAUGAAUGGUGAUGGUGCUGCGGAGGUGGGGCACGAUGAGGAAGUGCACAAAGUCACCACAAAGGCGACAGUGGUGAAGGAUGUGGAGGAUUCGCAUUCGGAUAUGUCGGACACGGAAUGUAGUAGCUUGGAUGGGGAUGCAAUGGCAGCCAAUGGGGUGGAUUUUGAUGAGGAAGACGUGUACGAUUUGAUGUCGCAGUCAGAUGAUGUGGAUCCAGAGAAGAUGUUUAGUGCCAAUAUAUCGGUGGCGAUUCAGUCAAAAGUGAAUUUGCCACCUGUGGAUGACCAUCAAGCGCUCAUUGCUGUGCCCGGGAAGAAAUUUUCACCCGUAACUGGACCCAUUUCACCAAGUAUGUUCCCACAUGUGCCACCAUUUCUCACAUUUUCAUCGGAUACAGAGCCAGGACCGCCGAUGCAUCCGCUUGUGACGAAAAUACUCAAAUGGAAGGUGACUGCCGUGACGCCAAUUGUCGUGAGGAAGGUUCUUCUCAACUCAGGAUUUAGAUUACUCAAACAAACAAACGACUGGAUAGGUGUAUGGGGGAAGCAUAUGAAGAGCCCACAAUUCCGCACAAUUCGCUCGUACCAGAAAUUCAAUCAUAUUCCGGGAACGUUCCAAAUAGGCCGAAAGGAUCGCGUAUGGCGAAAUUUACAACUUCAAAUGGCGCGCAAUGGGAAGAAGGAGUUUGGUUUUAUGCCACGUACCUACAUCCUGCCGCAGGAUCUCAAGACACUGCGACAGAUGUGGCCACGCUACAGUCAGCGUGGUGUGAAGUGGAUUAUCAAGCCACCAGCUUCGGCACGCGGGACGGGCAUUAAGGUGGUCAAUAGGUGGUCACAAAUCCCCAAGAGACGUCCUAUAAUUGUUCAGCGCUACGUUGAGCGUCCCAUGCUGAUUGAUGGGAGCAAAUUUGAUUUGCGACUGUACGUUUUAGUGACGUCGAUGAAUCCACUCAAGGUCUACAUGCACACAGAUGGUCUAGCGAGAUUUGCAUCGGUGCGCUACAGUGAGAAAGUUGAUACCCUCAGCGAUCGGUAUAUGCAUUUGACGAACUACAGUAUUAACAAGUUGUCCGCCAACUAUGCAAAGAAUGAAGACGCAGAGGCGUGCAAGGGGCACAAGUGGACAAUUAGAUCGCUAUGGAGCUACCUUGAGGCUGGUGGGGUGGAUACAGAGAGGCUCUGGGGUGCACUGCGGAAUCUCGUAAUACGCACACUUAUUGCUGGUGAGACACCAAUACAUAAUCUCACGAAGGCAAAUAUGCUAAGCAAGUACAAUUGCUAUGAGUUGUUUGGGUUUGAUGUACUCUUGGAUUCGGAUCUCGUCCCCUGGCUCCUUGAGGUGAACAUCUCCCCGUCGCUGCAUUCAUCCUCGCCGCUCGAUCUUCAUGUCAAGGCACCCCUGGUGCGAGCCACCCUCAAUACGGCUCUGUACCAGGUACCGCCAAAAUUGACUGAGGAGAAGCAGCAGGAAGUGCUGCAGACACUCAAUAUGCAGGGUCCACUGUGUAUGGAUAAGCGUAUGUACACAACAACAUUGGCAAGGAGUGAGAGGAUCAAGCACAAUCACUACACAAGCAGGGAGCUCAACAGAGAAGACUACCUCGAAGGCAUUCUGGAUACUCUAACGGCAGACGAUGUGCGCUGCUUGAUCCUCAUGGAGGAAGAGCUGUCACGGUGUGCACCCCUCGAGAGGAUCUUCCCCGCACCUAGUAGUCACAAAUAUCUCACCUACAUGGACAAUCCGCGGUACUACAAUCGCCUCGUGGAUGCCUGGGAGACAAAGUACAGCACCCAACGUUCUGAGGGCAUUGCACGCCUUCAGGAGCUCUGCAGCAAGAAGAUUCAUCUGCAAGUGCCACCAGCAUCCGUUAAAAAGGCCAAUUUAGGUCAAUUCACGAUCCUGGAAUCACCAUUGAAAUGCAGAAAAUUUUCUAGAAAAUUUCUUCGUCUCAAUGCAACGUGUCUCCCCAGAAUUACGGGGCGGAGAUUUUGUAAAAAUUAAGAAAAACUAGAAGAAAUCGCAAAAAAAAAUUUAAUUGGGAAUUUAAAAAAAAAAAGAGAAAUUUUGAAAUUAUAAAAAAAAUAAUAGAUGUGGAAACAAGUAGAUUUUUGCAAUUUUCUAAUGUAGUUUAGUAGUUUUCUUUAUUUUGAAUUACUAAAAUUGAAUUUUUUUAUUAUAACUUUUGUUGAAUUUAAAUGAAAAAACUUUAAAUUGUCUGUAGGCAAUGAAUUGUCAUUAUAUUGACGUAAAAGAAAAAUAUCUGUCAAUUUGACAUUGAUUUCAUCAACGCGAAAAAUCCCGAAAGCACUUCGGCAGGUAUUCGUUUGUGAAAAAUGACAAUUCCUUGUCUAAAAUUUAAAAAUUUAUUGAAAUUCUGUUAGAAAAGAAAUUAAAAAAAAACGAUUAUUUAUUAAAUAAAUAAAUAUUUCUAGUAAUGACAAAUUAGAAGGAAGUUUAUUAAUCUUUUCUUACUUAGCUUUUAAUCACGUUGAAUUCGUAUAGAAAAACUUCCAUCGAUUGAAAUAAUUUUUUUAGAAAAAAGAAAAUCGAUAAAUUAGUUUUUUUUUACUUGUUUGUCUUGUUUUUUUUGUCCUUUGCG
Lutzomyia longipalpis is the source of this 3650-nucleotide messenger RNA. It is a transcript of the gene TTLL4B, whose product is annotated as tubulin monoglutamylase TTLL4. The coding region runs from base 353 to 3052 and encodes 899 amino acids. Lineage: Eukaryota; Metazoa; Arthropoda; Insecta; Diptera; Psychodidae. Gene Ontology annotation, biological process: microtubule cytoskeleton organization; protein polyglutamylation. The record is from RefSeq and is a predicted model, not a curated record. Gene Ontology annotation, cellular component: cilium. The transcript has 7 exons. Gene Ontology annotation, molecular function: tubulin-glutamic acid ligase activity; tubulin binding.